Messenger RNA from Nilaparvata lugens (brown planthopper), 344 nucleotides. RefSeq names its product histone deacetylase 4-like. Gene Ontology annotation, molecular function: histone deacetylase activity. The transcript is spliced from 2 exons. The record is from RefSeq and is a predicted model, not a curated record. Gene Ontology annotation, cellular component: histone deacetylase complex. Gene Ontology annotation, biological process: chromatin organization. The annotation marks the transcript as partial. Lineage: Eukaryota; Metazoa; Arthropoda; Insecta; Hemiptera; Delphacidae.
GUACCAACCCGCUGAAUAGACAGAAGUUGGACAUGAACAAACUGUCCCAAUUGCCGAUCAAGAGUUUUGUGCGGCUGGCUUGCGGGGGUGUCGGUGUUGAUUCGGAUACCACCUGGAAUGAACUCCAUACCGCACCUGCGGCCAGGAUGGCUGUCGGGUGUGUCGUCGAACUGGCCAUGAAAACUGCAAUGGGAGACAUGAAGAAUGGCAUGGCGGUAGUAAGACCUCCAGGUCACCACGCGGAGACCUCACGGCGAUGGGCUUUGUUUCUUCAACUCUGUGGCCAUAGCUGCCAGGUGCUGCUGCAAAAAGACUUGAUGAGGCGGAUACUUAUAGUUGAUUGG